This is a messenger RNA of Lineus longissimus, 612 nucleotides long. Its product is annotated as G2/M phase-specific E3 ubiquitin-protein ligase-like. Gene Ontology annotation, molecular function: ubiquitin-protein transferase activity. The transcript is spliced from 3 exons. The coding region runs from base 1 to 612 and encodes 203 amino acids. The record is from RefSeq and is a predicted model, not a curated record. NCBI's taxonomy places the organism in Eukaryota, Metazoa, Nemertea, Pilidiophora, Heteronemertea, Lineidae.
AUGGAAGACCUUAAUAAGGCAAUGGAUGAGGCAUCGACCUUUUUAGACAUUUCCGGUUGCUACAUCCCAGUUCGAAGUCUGAAUGACAAAGACAGAGUGGUAGAUGCGGCAGUAAAAUUCCAAGUUGUUGUAAGAACAAGGAUGUUCAUAGAGAGAUUCCUGGAAGGAUUGUCUGCCCUUGGGGUUCUCGAUCAAUUGAGGAAAUACCCUGAAGUAUUCCGACCUAUUUUCUGCUUCAGACCAGCACCACUUACUGCAGAACUUAUACAAGUGUUAUUCAAGCCUGUCUUACCUGUGAAGGGACACCAUAAGAGAGACGAUGCAUCAGUUGUCCUUGGCUUGUGGUAUGAUUACGUUGGUGAAGUGGAAGAAGGAGGGCGUCCGACUACUCUGAAGGACAUCUUGUUCUUCAUAACAGGCUGUGUGUACGUGCCACCGCUCGGAUUCCAACCAGAGCCAUCGGUAGGAUUCCAUGAAGAGGGAAAAUACCCACUUGUUAGUGUAUGCGACAACAGAAUCAACCUGCCGCUGUUCGAAAUCGCAGAUUAUGACAUAUUCAAGUGCAAUAUGGAUGAAGGGGUAUUGAAUGCGAUGGGCUUUGGCCGGUCUUAA